Messenger RNA from Microthlaspi erraticum, 1266 nucleotides. NCBI's taxonomy places the organism in Eukaryota, Viridiplantae, Streptophyta, Magnoliopsida, Brassicales, Brassicaceae. The record is from the annotation of a GenBank genome assembly.
AUGUUAGCUCUCUCUCCGGCGAGGAACGCGACGAGAGAUGAUUGCUGCGAUGGAGAGUCAGAGUUCUUUGCGACGUCGUGUGGAUUCACCAUCGACGGGGAGGAGGACUUCCCGGAGUUCGCUGACCACGGCGAUCUCCUCGACAUCAUCGACUUUGACGAUCUAUUCGGCGUCGCCGGGGACGUUCUUCCUGACUUGGAGAUCGACUCCGAGAUCUUAGCCGGAGAUUUCUCUGACCACAUGAACGCUUCGUCGACGAUUACUACCACGUCGUCGUCGGAGAAGACUGAUAGUCAAGGGGAAGCUAAUAAGGGUGUUUCGGGAAAAGGUGAAGAGGUCGUCAGCAAAAGAGACGAAGACGAGACGGGGAACUAUGACGGCAACAGUGACCGGAAAAGGAGAUACUCCUCAUCUGGCUCUUCCAAGAACAAUCGGAUAAGUAACAACGAAGGGAAGCGAAAGGUGAAGGUGGAUUGGACACCAGAACUGCACAGGAGGUUCGUGGAGGCAGUGGAACAGCUUGGAGUGGAGAAAGCUGUUCCUUCUCGAAUUCUGGAGCUUAUGGGAGUCCACUGUCUCACUCGUCACAACGUCGCUAGUCACCUCCAAAAAUAUAGGUCUCACCGGAAACACUUACUAGCUCGUGAGGCUGAAGCGGCUAAUUGGACACGCAAACGCCACAUCUACGGGUUAGACAAUACCGGAGCUAAUAUUAAUGGCCGGAAUAAAAAUGGUUGGCUCGCACCAGCACCCACUAUCGGUUUUCCACCGCAUCCGCCCCUAGCUGUCACGCCUCAACCUGUCCACCACCAUUUUAGACCGUUGCACGUGUGGGGACAUCCCACGGUUGACCAGUCCGUCAUGCCGCACGUGUGGCCCAAACACUUACCUCCACCGUCUACUGCCAUGGCUACUCCACCGUUUUGGCUCUCCGAUUCUCCCUACUGGCCUAGAAUUCAUAACGGGACGACUCCGUAUUUGCCGACCGUAGCAGCGAGGUUUAGAGUACCGCCGGCUGCCGGAAUCCCGCAGGCUCUGCCGCCGCAUCACACGGUGUACAAACUAAAUCAUGGCUUCAAUGGGGUUCGUCCUCCGGUGGACUUACAUCCGUCAAAAGAGAGCGUAGAUGCAGCCAUAGGAGAUGUAUUGACGAGGCCAUGGCUGCCACUUCCGCUGGGACUGAAGCCACCGGCUGUUGACGGCGUUAUGACGGAGCUUCACCGUCACGGUGUCUCCGAGGUUCCUCCAACGACGCCUUGUGCAUGA